Messenger RNA from Bursaphelenchus xylophilus (pine wood nematode), 6002 nucleotides. The record is from the annotation of a GenBank genome assembly. Lineage: Eukaryota; Metazoa; Nematoda; Chromadorea; Rhabditida; Aphelenchoididae.
AUGGCGUAAGUCUGAAAUUUUCUUGGGUUUUGUAUUUUAAAAAGUUUACUAUCAAUGUUAUGUCGUAUUUUACCAUUAAAGGACCAGAAAAGGUAUUUUUUGAACCGAUUUUUUUAUCGGCGUAAUCAGGCAAUUUCGUGGCGGGACCAUCAAGGUAUGUAUGUGUUCUCGAUUUUUAGAAUGGAGAAUAAGCUUCUCCUGUGAAUUUUAAAUGGCCGAUUGGCCCAGAAAGAUUGGUAUUCGUGCCGAAUAAGAUGUGAAGUUUCAGGAAUUCCAUCGAAAAUCGUCAUAUAAGUUCAAAAAUUAUGUUGUACUUCAUGAAAAAUUGGAAAAUUACUGAUUGUGUUCGUCUUUCAGGUUCUAUUUGAUCUCUUAGGCUCAGAAAGAUGGCAGACGUUUAGCAUUUACUAUUCAUGUUCCAUUUUUAAUUCAAUUGUUUCCGUUUUAUCCGUUUUUUUUUGAAUUUUAGGUAUCUCUUUCCAUGGAUGCUACUCUGAACAUGGCGUCAAGUUCCUUGACGAAUUCAAAAACAACUCACAGAUCUUAAGAAAAGGUUUAUUGCUAAUAUUAGACUGAAACAGAGGAAAUAUAUUUAGAUUGAAAUAGAGCAAAAGGGAUUCAACGUUCAUGAAGAUAAUUUUCCGUGUUGAUGGCAUUGUUCUAGUCUCCAAGGUCUGCAUCGUACUCUUUUCCCGACGUAACAGGAAUCUGAAACAAAAUGAACAUUUACAAAGAAAUUAUUGCCCAAAAGUUCAAGCUUAUUACCCAAAAAUCAAGUUUUAGCCCAAAUUUUGAUAUUAUCCAUGGCAAAAGUGCAUAGUUCUGAUAAAAACGGAGUAUUAAUAACAUGCUUUGUUCUGUAAAACGUAUAUCAACUCCUAGACUACUUCAUGCAGUGAUUAACUAAAGCUAGAGCGCUAAUUUCACUGAUAAAAACAUUGUUCAUGAUCCCGGUCUGUCUAAAAAAUAAACAAAAAAGAAGUAAAAUUCUCACCCGUCCACAUGUUUCCCUCGACCAUUCCCAUCCACGAGUCCGGAUUCUAACCGCUUAUAAUCGUCCAACCCUUCUUGUUCGGAGAGAUACCUAAAAAAGUAACUGAAGGAAAAAAAACAACUUACAUGAACGGUUUUGAUGUUUUUCAUCGAGUUCCUGGAAUAACCCAGCUCAUUCAACAUGUGAAGCAAUAGUUUUGGGUCAAUCGACCAUUUAAAAUUCACAGGAGAAGUUUAUUCUCCAUUCUAAAAAUCCAGAACACAUACAUACCUUGAUGGUCCCGCCACGAAAUUGCCUGAUUACGCCGAUAAAAAAAUCGGUUCAAAAAAUACCUUUUCUGGUCCUUUAAAACAGGGUUCGCGAGAGACUCGAGAACCCCUUGGCACAUUUUUACCAAGUUGGUCCUACAAGGCUGAAAUUCAACUCAGUUAGUACACUAGCAAAACAAAAUUUUUUGGCAUUUCUAUUUUUUCGAGAUUCGGCUUACUGUAGGCGUACUGUACUUUUACCGCAAAUUUUGUAUCACAAAAACUAGACAUCCCAUAGAGUCGGGAGUGGUUCGGGUGGAUUGGUAUGGUAAUUCUAAGCAAAUUACUUAUUGGCAACUUUUUUCUGAAGUUUUGCCUAAGGUCAGAAAAAAUUGAUUCUUUGGAUCCAAAGUUACAGUAACCCAGAUUGCUCAAAAUUUUUCCAUAGUGCGGCAAAUUUUGAAGCCUUUAUUUAGAAGUGCUUUUUAUUGCCGUUCCAACGAGCCUAUGAACACGCCUGUAGAGUGUCUCCUGGGGCAGAACCAGCCGUUUAAAGUUUGCAUUUACAGAAAAUGUGUCAACAUGACAUAGUGUACAUUUUGUCAAACCGAAUGUAUUAUUCCAUAAAAUGGAGGCUGAUGGUCCUCUAGACGUAGUCCGACCGUCUUUUGUGCCGAUUUACCUAUCUGACUGCCAUAAUUCGUCGGGAUGACAUAUUUUCUGGAAUCCACCGUGGUGGCAAGCUUUAAAUCUUCGUAUCUUGAGCGGGAGACCCUACAGGGACAUGGUUAUAGGCUUGUUACAACCGCAAUAAACAGCAGUUUUUUCUUGUAUCAGUUAAGAACUUUUUUUGAUAUGUAAAGUUUUGGAAAAACUAAGUUACUGUAACAAUAUUUUCCUAAAGCUAUGCGUUUUCAAACCCAAAGGGAUUUUUAAGUUUCUUUUUGCAUCAGAUGUGCUCAAUAUGAUUUCUAGAAUCUAAUAAAAGCAGUCCCAAGUCUCAAAACAUACUUACAACUGCAUUAACAGAAUUUCGGUAAAAUUACAGUACGACUACAGUAAGCCAAAUUUCGAAAAAAUAAAAGUGCCAAAAAUUUUUAUUUUGCUAGUAUACCCAGUAUGCGAAAUUUGAGCCCCGUAGGAGCAACUUGGUAAAAAUGUGUUUCCCUUAUCCUGCGGUUGCUCGGCUUUCUCGCCUUUGUUAGGUUUCACGGCGUCCAGAAAAUAUGUCAUCCCGACGUAUUAUGGCAGUCAGAUAGGUAAAUCGAUGCGAAGGACGGCCUGAUUACGUCUAGAGGACCAUCAGCCUCCAUUUUAUGCAAUAAUACAUUCGGUUUGACAAAAUGUACACUAUGUCAUGAUGACACAUUUUCUGUAAAUGCAAACUUUAAACGGCUGGUUCUGCCCCAGGAGACACUCUACAGGCGUGUUCAUAGGCUCAUUCGAACGGCAAUGGAAAGCACUUCUAAAUAAAAGCUUCAAAAUUUUCCGCACUAUGAAAAAAUUUUGAGAAAUCUAGGUUACUGUAACUUUUGAUCCAAAGAAUCAACUUUUUCUUGCCUUAGGCAAAACUUUAGAAAAACGUUGUCAACAGGUAACUAGCUCAGAAUAAUGAUACCAAUCCAUCCGAUCCACCCCCGACUCUCUGGCAUGUCUAGUUUUUGUGAUACAAAAUUUGCGGUAAAAGUACAGUACGCCUACAGUAAGCCCAAUCUCAAAAAAAUAGAAAUGCCAAAAAUUUUUGUUUUGUUAGUGUACUAACUGGGUUGAAUUUCGGCUCUGUAGGACCAACUUGGUAAAAAUGUGCCACCCAUGUUCUGCGGUUGCUCGAGUCUCUCGCGAACCCUGUUUUAAAAACUAAUGAAAUCCGAUUUGAAAAUUUUUUUUUGCAUUUUUUAUCAACUUUUUCAUGAUUAACACGGGAAAAUUUGAUAAAACGUCAAUGAAAUCUCAACUUCACCAACUUAGGCUUAGAAAAUUGGAAGAGAAGCUUGCAAGUUACGUAUUUUAUCAUAACAUGUAGUUUGAAAAUAAGAAUUAGGCCAUCUUUGAGCUAAUUCAUCAAUUUUUGUCUAGUGUAAUAUAAAAAUUUUACUAAAACUGAACUAAAGUUUAAUUUUCUGAUAAACUUGGCUAUAUUUAUAUAAAAUACGGGCAGCCAAGGCUCUAAAACAGUCGUUGUCCCAUUAUUUUACAUUGAUUUACACUCACUAUUACAUAAUUUUUUUAGGCGGAUCUCCGGAAUCAAAGUCCCGAUUUGGCUGGUUGUUGAAGUAAAAGAAGCCCAUCAAAUCUUCGCCGUCAACAGCAGAGACCAUCGGAUGUCCGAAUUCGGCGAUAUCUACAAAGGAGCAACCGGGAAAUUCAUCAUGGGAUACCGAAAAAUGGAAGCCGAAAUUUUGGACAUGUUUGAUGAGAUUAUGGCCAAAGCCGUGGCCAACAACUUGAAUGAUUGGAAUCAUAGGCGGCUACGGCGGAGGAUAGAUCCUCCUGGAUGUGCGGCGGGGUAGGGUUUGAAUUAGUUUUUGAAUUUUGAGAGAAAUUUUAUGUUAUCCAUGAUGGAAUUGAGGAUAUAAAAUUUAUUGUAGUUUUGAUGCUGAAAGGCAAGAUUAGAGGCUUUGACUAGCUUUUUGAGAUAUUACUAGGAUAUUUGAGUAUAACAACAAAGACUUGGGACGAAAUUGGACUUUAAUUAUAUUAUCCAUGAUGACUUAAUAGUUUUUUUGUCAAAAAAUUUCGAUUUUUGGUAAAAAAGUGACGGCAAAUUACUAUUUCUGACUAUAAAACACUGCAAUCUUCAGUAUAUUUUUGAGUGUUUUACUUUUCAAGAUUAAAAUUUUAUCAAAAAUCUUUUUAAAAAAUUUUAAAAUACGAUGUCCAACUGUUUUAAAACUUCUUUUAGGCCGGAUCCAAAGAUGUCCACCGAGCAGCGCGAUCAAUUCUCCAAAAGAUUUCAGCUAUUUGAGCUUCAAUUAGAAGAUGAGUCCGCCAAGAAUGACUUUUUCCGGUCGAAAAUUGAAGAGACAUUAGGAAUUUUCCGAACAGAACUGGACCGGAUCAAAGCUUUGCCUGCAAAUCGAAUUUUACAAGGUAAAUCUAGUUAUAAUUUUGAUUUUUUCAUUAAUUUUUUUUGAUUAUGACAAAAAAUGCGCGAAAUUUUAAAUUUUUUUGAGAUUUUUUUUGAUUUAACAAGGAAAGUACUUUUAUGGGGGCUUCUACUUUUUGACGGGACAUAACUCAAAAAUCAGAAAAAAUGUGCUGAUCAAGGAUAUAUAAAUCUUAGCGGCCCAUUUUGGGUUUUUAGGGGUGAAAAUGCCCAAAGACUGGCUCAAUUUCCCUACAAAAGGCGCAGGCAUUCGAAACGAUAAAAAGAGCAUUCGGUCUCUUCCUUCGGAAGAGAGCGGUGUGGCCGAGUGGUUAGUGCCGUAGUCUGGGAAUCAAGAGGUAGGACUCCGCACGGGUUCGAUUUCCCUUUUGGGCUGAAUCAACUUUUUUUGAAGUUGAAGGUCGGAAAAAUAAAUUUUUGGGCCAAGGCUGACUUAUUACGUUUAGAAACUCAAUAAACACCAUUUUAAGCCAAAAUAAAAAUUGUAAACCUGUGAAAAAUUAAGCGAAAAGGGGUUCAUAUAGGACUUUAAGUCAACUUCCGAUUGAGUUUUCACCCUUAAAAACCUAAAAUGGGCAGCUAAGAUUUAUAUAUCCUUGAUCAGCACAUUUUUUCUGAUUUUUUGAGAUAUGUCCCGUCAAAAAGUAGGAGCUCCCAUAAAAGUACUUUCCUUGUAAAAUGACUUACAAUUAAAUUUCCAGAGCCCUCAUCACCCUCCAACGCCGAAAAAGAAUUUCGUUAUAUCGCGAGAGAAGAGGUCGAUGAGUUUUUCAAAGCUUCAAAUGGGGAUCAUGGCGUCUUUUUCGACAAAGUCUCUACCACAAUUUUGACGCCCUAUGAGCGAACCUGCGGAAUUCGGAAGAUCCCUCAGGACAAACUGUUUGAGCUAGAGAACAUUUUGUCUAAAUAUUACCCACAAGGAAGUGCGGAGGACGAUCUGAAAUUAUGGAAGUCAUACAAACAAAAGAUGACGAUUUAUGCGGCAAAUAGGGUAAGUAGAAAGUUGAGAUUAUUAUUGAAAAUAAUGGUUUUGUGGUUGCUAUGGGCUGAGCAGGUGAUUUUUUGAAAAGUGUCAAAAGUUAUCCAUGAUACUUUUUGAAGACUUCAAAUGUUAUCCAUGAUAUUUUUUGUAAAUCUCAGAAUUUUUAAUGUCUAGCAGGUUUGGGAGGGCUAAAAAAUUGAUUUUGGUACGAUUUUUUGGCUGGGAAUGAAAAAAAAUUUUUUAAAUUUUAUCCAAUUUUAGGUUCAAAAUGGCAGAUUUUUUGUUUUUUAAGUGUAAAAUACGGCAGCUGUUGCCAUGAAGUUUACAAAAAUUGAAGAUUAAUGCAAUUUCCGUCCAAAAAAAACUAUUUUUCCUUCGGGUCUUUAUUAAAAGUAAUUUUUUUUACCCAAAAACUAUUAAUGCCUCAUGGAUAAUAUAAUAGAUCUCAGUUUUUGAUCCAAACUCAAUUUUUUUGCCAAUCUUUUCUUUCAGCGUCGAACAUGGCCCUACAAGAGCACGAGAAAGAACAAGAAACGACAGAAGACCUCGAAAAAUGACGAUUUCUCGGAGGAAAAUUCGAACUCAGCUAACGAUGAAGACGGAUCUCAAGAAUUCUCAGGUCAAGAUCCAAUGGAAAUUCUGAGGCAAUUCCUGACGAGUGUGGCGGAAUGA